Messenger RNA from Saprolegnia parasitica CBS 223.65, 1854 nucleotides. RefSeq lists its product as hypothetical. Bases 1 to 1854 code for a protein of 617 amino acids. Lineage: Eukaryota; Oomycota; Saprolegniomycetes; Saprolegniales; Saprolegniaceae. Gene Ontology annotation, biological process: signal transduction. The transcript has 5 exons. Gene Ontology annotation, molecular function: protein binding. The record is from RefSeq and is a predicted model, not a curated record.
AUGUCGCAGUCGCCGUUCCGGGCGGACCGCCUCCCGCCCCUCUUCCUCGCCGAGCACCCGAAAAUCGUCGAGAUUCUGCUCUCGGCGGGCGCCAACCACCUCGCCGUGCCCGAUCCAGGAUAUGUCAACUGCAUCACCGCCCUCGAGCUCGCAUACCUCCGAGAGAACUACGCGGUCUGCGCCGUGCUGGAAGACUGGGGCAGCGACGUUGCGCUCACACCCAUGCACUCGGCGGCCGCGACCGGCAACAUGACCAAGUUGCAGCAGUUUCUCAAGAUGCAAGUGGACCCGAAUUGCUUGGGCGAACACGGCUACAUUGGCGUGAAAUGCCGCACGCCGUUGCACUGGGCAGCGAUCAACGGCCAGUGGUCGUGCGCUUCGCUGCUGCUGGCGGGCGGCGCCGACCCGGACUUCCAAGACGACCUCGGCCGCUCGCCACUGCAUUGGGCCGUGCGCAACAACAAGCUCGACGUGGUCCGCAUCCUCGUCGACCAUCAUUGCAACGUCAACCUCCUCGACAAGAAGGGCAUGACACCGAUCAUCUGCGCCGCGUUUGCCGAGCGUGUGGACCCAGAGUUGCUCAAGUUGCUCGUGGCCAAGGGCGCCAACAUUAACUACCAAAUGAAGUCGAACGGCGACUCGGCACUGCACCUCGCCAUCAAGCACGAGAAGCAAGAAACCGCGAUUUCCCUCGUGAGCUGCGGCGCCAACAUCAUGUGCACCAACAAUGCGAGUUUCCGAGCGAUCGACAUUGCCACCUCGACCGCGCUGCAAUUCGCCAUCAAGUCGGCGGCCGGGCACCGCGAUGUGAUGAUCAGCUACACGCAUUCGCACGCCGAGUUCGCGCUCAAACUGCGCAAGUCGCUCGAGGCGAGCAACAUCACCGCGUGGCUCGACACCAUGGACCCGAGUGGCAUUGGCGGCGGGUCGGUCUGGCGCGAAGAGAUUGCGAAAGGCAUUGCGAACGCGACGCUUCUUGUCGCGAUCCUCACCGACGACUACACCAAGUCCGAGUGGUGCUUGAAGGAGCUCGCGUGCGCCAAGCAAGUGGGCACACCGGUGUUGCCCAUCUCGACCGAGCACGUGCGCUUGAACGAAGAGCUGCAAGUGUACCUCUACACGCGGCAGAUUGUGCCGUUUGAGCCUGCGAUCACGGCCAUCAACAAGAAAAACCCGCGCAGUAUCACGUACGCGUACAACGACGACGCGUACAACACGCAGUUCCGCCUCCUCCUCGACGGGAUCCGCGACGAGGUCGAGAAGAAGCGCAAGCAAGUGGCGCUGCGGCCCAUGGAGACCCUGAGCCCGACGAACGGCGGUGCGUUCGAGAACCACAGCCUUGCGUUUGGCUUGAGCAGCCCGAGCGGCACGAGCCCGAGCACGUUUCAGGACACCAAGUUCGUGUUCAUCGCCCACGGCGACUGCCACCGCAACUUUGUCAAGCGCCUGUACCACGAGCUCACGACGACGCAAGGCGUGCCUGUCUACCUCGACCUCAAGACCAAGAACGACAUGGCGGCGCGGGUGCAUGCGGCGAAAGAAGCGAUGCUGCGCUGCGCGUGCGUCAUUGUCGUGCUCUCGAGCAAGAGUGCCAAGAACGAGAUGCUCAACGACCAGCUCGCCUUCGCCGAAGACAAGGGCAAGCCGAUCUUCCCGGUCGUGCUGCACACGGAGUUUACGGCCCUGCCGCCCAACCAAAUGUACUCGCUCUCGCGCGCGCCGAUGCAUCAUUUUGCGCUGGACCUCGGGUUCACAACGUCGUUCGACCAGCUUUUGCACGACCUCCGCCCCCACGUUGCAGCCGAACGCCCAAGCCUCGUGAACGACGACGACGAUGACUAUGGCAUUGUGUAA